AUGGAUCGAACAGAUAUGGCGGCUUAUUUCCCCCACUUGCCUUCACCACGGGGGAACGACUCGCCUUCACCGCAAAUGUAUUCGCCAGAUCCCAUCACGCCAAUCCACUCCCCACACCAUUCCGUCCACUCGUCGGUGUCUCUUCGAGCUUCUCUCCAUACCCUCUCCUUGCACGAAUAUCGCAAGCAGCAAAACACACCCGAGUCGCGGACAGGGACACCAGCGGGAAAGACUCUUCGGAGAAAGGCUGCCGCGCCCGCUUUGAACGAAAUUGAGCGCGCUCCUUCCGUUACACAUUCAAGACGUUCAGGGCCUCCUUCAUCUUCACGGCCCUUGCAGGCGUCUCAAUCGGCGCAGCAGCUGUUCUCACACCCAGCACCGUCUCGGCAGGUGCUGCUCGACCAAGCUUUUCGGUCACAAUCUGCUGAACCGAGUGCGCAGAGCUACGGAAUACCAAGCACACUAAACACCAACCUGCCACUUAGAGUACAUAACUUUGGUUCUAGGAAGAGGCUCCCGAGACCGCUCGAAGCCAAGGGCGGUUCUAACCUUUACCCUCCCCCUCUCGCAAUUGUGUGUACGACGCAACCGCGACGCUCGGUGCUACCGGCAACUUCAAGCUUUUCAAAGGAGAAUACAUACUCUAGCGACGCGCUCACCACACCUACGCCUUCGACGUUCUCACUGUCAAAAUUUCCACACCCACCACACUUGCAGGACCCUUCUUUUUCUCCUCCGCCCGAGGAGAAUGGACCCACACGACUGAACGCACUCAGUUUCGCGUCAACUGCGCCAGCAACACCACCCGCAACCCCCGCCGUGAUUCACUAUCGCGGUGCGUCUUUCGACCUUGUCAACCCCCGCGAAUCACUGCUGCUUCACGACAUCGUCACUCCGUCAAGAGACUUUGAAUCAAGCGAAUUCCUGCUUGUGCAAUCGCCCGACGAGUCGCUUGCAUUAUCUCCAGAGAUGGCACCUAGACGAGCUUUGUACCGUGAUCUCAAUUCCGCACAUGCGAGUAUCAGAAAGUGCACCGAGGAUUCCUUGGGCGCGUCCAACCUCGACCUUCCACUUCCUCCGGUUCCUGUGGCAGUUAGCCCAGGUUCGUCGUCAUAUUCUCCGCUCUACAGCCCAGAGUCAAACUUUGCUCCUUCUGCGUUGGCUGUCAAGAAGGUUCCAAAUGAAUCUCGAUUCUCUCUCAAGCAACUUACACGUUCCCUCACCAAGAAACUGGGUAGGAGUUCUGACAAGCAGAAUGGGGAGGAACUGCAAGACUUUGAACCGAGGGUGGAUAUAGCAUCAACGUCUGUGGAUGGCGACUUCCAUCGGGCCUUCAACCACACCUACGUUACCACGCCGCAGGCCUCGUAUUUUCCCAUAGGCCCGACAUCACCAAUUAGUCCUACUAGUCCGGAAUCUCUUCAAGACUUGGGAGUACUUCCAGACGAGGAUGGCGAGAUCGAAUUCCCUCGACGGUUUUCACCGCAGUAUUACGAUUCCGAGCCUCUGAUGUCAAUGGUUCCGGAUAAUCCUUCGACUCAGAUGGGGCGGAUGGAUGAUCAGCGUGCCUCUAUCUCUGAUGGAGAUCUGUAUUCGAAACCAUAUUACGAGACGUCUAUUUAUGCAAGCUCGUCCGUCUACACUGGAGAUGACCGACGAAGAUCAAACUACCAGCAAAGUUCUUACAGCAACCAACAAAGCAAUCCUUACAUACACUACAGUGGUGCGGACGCGAACAGUUUUGCAGACGAAUACAAUCGUGAUAGCCUAUACGGUUACAGUAGCCCUCGGCGGACCAGUCGUCGUGUAUCUCGGCCUUUGGCGCAGGAGAUGUUUCAUCGGUCGGUUGUCCAGGCGGAUGAUAAGACGGAUACUAUCAGCAAAUUUAUCGACCGGUAUGAUCCAGGCGACAUAACGAGCAAUUCCUUGUCUACAAAAGAACGUUUUGUAGACGCAUAUGGCCCAGAUAAGUCGGGGUCCGGUGCGUUCGAGGAUGUGUCAUCCGACUACCAACCUCAGCCGAUAAGGUCUGUCUCUGGUGUUAACCAUUAUGAAUUUGGUCUGAGCCACAACGUCCAAGAUCAAUACUCAGAUGGCACUGUCAGUUCUGUACACGUUGUGCCUGCAACGAGGCCUACGGUCACUCAAGAGCCGGGAUUACCCCCACAAGCACCGGUUCCUCCAACACCAGAGCACCAUGCACCGACUUAUGUCCUUCCACGUCCAGAAUUCUCUGAAAUGUUCUCGAACGGAUCCUUCAAAUCGUAUGGGGAUACUCGCAACUUGCUGCAAAUUUCACAAUCAGAUGUGGAGGUCCCACAAGUAUCACGCCAAGGUCUUCAGCCAUCUUCGUCAUAUUCCCAGGCAGAGGCCAGAGCGCUUGAACCGUCGUCGUCAUAUUCUCAAGCGGACGGUGAAGCCAGCCCUCAGACUCCACAAGCAGCGCUUGAUCAAGCCGAGCAAAUCUUCCAGAACGCGGUCACUGAUCGCAAGCAGAACGAGCAGGGUAUACCGUUGAUGUGGACUAGGCGCACCUCAGGCAAUUUACUGUUACAUAGAAAACAUAGCAACGACCAUCCUGGAGACAAGCGAGAAUCCGGAUUGGGUGCUGGGUUUAGCAAUAGCGUCGCCGAAGAAAGAGCGGAUUGGGAGACCAUUGCUGGGACCAGUCAGCGAGGACGGACAUCUUUGGAUAGUAUUGCGGACUACAGUAGUAGCGAGGGUUCCCGCAACAGCCUGAGUUUAAACUCAGAUGGCUCUCCGCCAUCUUGGGCUAAGCAAAGUCACUCGCGAGGACCAUCGCAUUACAGCCAUCCAAGCCCUCUCCGAGCAGAGCAUGCCCAUCCAUUCAGUUCGUCGCCACCAAGUCUAAUGGCUCGUAGUGCAGUCCGAACUGCGCCUGAAGCUCCAACUUCUCCGAUGGGUUCUAGUCCUCCAGGAUCCUCGACAGUACCCGCGUUUCGUUCCCUCACCCGAUCUGCGAAUACAGUGGGCAAAGGUGCCGUCGAAGAGCCGUAUGCAUUUACCCCAUGGGUGGAUCCGUAUGCGUUCAGUGAUAAGGAAACUCAAGAGUUGCUUGCUUCAGGUCCCAAUGACGACAUAAUCAUACAAGACGAGCUCAACGCAUCGCGCCGGUCACAACACCUCAUGAACCCGUAUUUGCACGAUCAAGCACUUAUGUCUAGCUCUCCAGACAGCAGAUAUGGAAACACCAAGCACGACCGCGAGAACUCGUUCGAGAAGUUCUCGGUCGUCGGUCCAAAAGGCAAUCUUACAGGCACUCCAAAAGGAACCGGUAUGCAUGAAACAGGUAGCAGUAUUGCAGAUACAAGUAGUCCUGGUGCGAGGCUAAGUUCAAGUGUUGGACGUUCAAGCGUUCGUUCCGAUUAUCAUGGCUUCUACGCAUCUCCAUUUCCAGCUACGGGCAGCGUUACCCGGAUUCGCACUUCUCUGCCAGCCCCUGAACCGGACCAUGAGCAAACCCCAUCACGAACAACAACUUCUCCCCAUACAUACAACUCUCAGUCGGUUCAAGAAACUUCUCCACUUACUGGAGUGGGCCAUCGACAAAGUUUGCGAAACUCCACCGAAUUCCAGCGUGCACGUCGAACAAGCCGUGCUGCCGUCCCUGGACAGACGAAGUUGCGACACAUGUUCCUUGCGCCCGAUUCUAGGGCAACACUUUCUAGCCAAGACUCCAACCACUCGCGUUUCCUGGCUACAAGGACUACUGAACGUCCGUCAACAAGCGACACCAACACGCCGUUGCGUCCUUGCUUUAGCGUUGAUACUCAUGCUACGGUUCAAUCUGCUGUCGCCCAUCAUCACUCACCACAUCUACUCUGUCCAGAACGCAAGAGUGACCCUGAGGAUGAGGCUCGCCGGCGUCAGUUGUCGUGGUUUAUAUUCGCCGCUUUCUGUCUCUUCCCUCCUUGCAUCAUCCUCCAUCGGUUUUACGGAAACUCGAUCAUGGUGUGGUGCACAAAAGGUCAUCUUGGCCACUGCACUCCGCAAUCCCACCGAGCUGCGCUCAUCGCCGGUAUCGCUGUUAACGUUAUACUGGUCACUGGAAUCUUAGUCCCAAUCCUUGUGGCGCAUGCCUUGAAGGCGUUGUGA
Dothidotthia symphoricarpi CBS 119687 is the source of this 4116-nucleotide messenger RNA. RefSeq lists its product as uncharacterized. The record is from RefSeq and is a predicted model, not a curated record. Bases 1 to 4116 code for a protein of 1371 amino acids. Lineage: Eukaryota; Fungi; Ascomycota; Dothideomycetes; Pleosporales; Dothidotthiaceae. The transcript has 2 exons.